AUGAAAGAUACUGAAAUUGAAGAUGAAGAAAAACUGUUAUCCUCCGAGCAAGUUGCAUCUUAUAGGAUCGUUCUACCCAAGAAAGUAUUCAGAAAUAGGUUUACUUGGUCCUGCUAUGAGAUUUACAGGUCCCUAACUUUUCGUAUCUGGUUACUAUUAUGGUUAUCGCUUAUAGCCUGGUGGGAAAUAUCCGCUGUUUGGAUAUAUCCGUUUAUAGCCUUUGUUCUUCUGUUUCUAGGGGUCAUAAGUUUGCCCGCCAUUCAAAUAUCAUGUGGUAAAUGUGCCAUAUCAAAACAACUUAUUCAAUUUUCCAAAGAAAUCAUCGAAAACACUCCAGGUACACAUGCCGAUGAUUGGGACGCUAUUGCAGUAAAUCUCAACUCAUAUAUGUAUGAAAACAAACUCUGGAAAACAGAAUACUUAUUUUUUGAUGGUUCGCACUGUCAAGAAGCAUUCAGAACAACCAUUUUAGAGCCAUUUUCUUUAAAGAAAGAUGAUGAUGCUAAGCUUAAGUCCUUCGGAGAUUCAGUCCCAUACAUUGAAAAAGCUUUGGAAUUUUAUUUUGCGGAGGUCAACAAAGAGUGGGAACCGUCAUUGAGUACUACAAAUUCGACAGACGCUCAACUUCCCAGGGAAAUUUACCGUUUCAAGCUUACUUGGGUUUUCAAGAGGAUUUUUCGGCUUCGGUCUUUACUGCUGGCCCUUUUUCAUUCGGUCUUUAUCUUCGCUAAAUGGAAUUGGGGCCUUCUGUUUCGCGUCUUGUACCUCGGAGGCAUUUUCUUCAUAAUGGUGAUGCAAGAUUUCCAAAAUAUGGUAGGUGCAUGGAUGAAAAUGGAACAUAAAAAGCAAUUCUUGUCAACUAUCAUAAAUGAGCAAGAUAUUGGCGCCAAAGGAUGGGAUAAGAUCGCAAAGAUAAUGAAUAGAUACUUGUUCGAGCAGAAAGCUUGGAGGAAUGAGGAAUACUUCUUCGAUGGAAUUGACUGUCAACGGUUCUUUGAGGGCAACUUUGUCAGUCUUUUAUCUUGCAAAAAAACAUCCUCGAACGUAUCAUUGGAUGUUGAACUAUGGCCAUACAUUCGGCAAGCGCAAUCUUCCUGUUCUGAUGAGCAUUUGGUGUAG
Messenger RNA from Saccharomyces kudriavzevii IFO 1802, 1119 nucleotides. It is a transcript of the gene COS3, whose product is annotated as Cos3p. Lineage: Eukaryota; Fungi; Ascomycota; Saccharomycetes; Saccharomycetales; Saccharomycetaceae. The transcript has a single exon. Bases 1 to 1119 code for a protein of 372 amino acids. The record is from RefSeq and is a predicted model, not a curated record.